GUGUAAAAGAAGCAUUAGGCGAAAAUACUGCGACUUUCGUAAUGUUAUAACGUUGAUUAUCGUCAUUCAAUCGUUUAACAAAAUAAAAACUGUUAAAAAAGUGAAUUAGGAAAAACUUAUACAUUUAUGUUUAUUUGGAAUUGCAAAAGCAUGGCGGACUUAGAAGCUGUUUUGGCUGAUGUCAGCUACUUAAUGGCCAUGGAGAAGUCUAAAUGUACUCCUGCCGCAAGAGCCAGCAAAAAACUGACUUUACCGGAUCCCAGUGUCAGAAGCGUAAUGUAUAAAUAUUUGGAAAAGGAAAACGAAAUGAACUUUCAAAAUUUUAAUGAAGUGUUGGGUUAUUUGCUGUUUAAGGAUUUUUGUGAAAAUGAUUCUGAUGAACCUAUACAACAACUAAAAUUCUACGAACAAGUAGGCUUAUUUGAAAAAACAGAAUGUUAUGAUGAACGAAAAAAAACUGCGAGAGAAAUUUACGAUAAUUUUAUAAUGGAAGAAAUGCUUUCGCAUACAUAUGAAUAUUCCAAAGAUGCUGUUGCGAGUGUUCAAAAAUAUUUGUUGAAAAAUGAAGUUCCUGUGGAUUUGUUUGAACCUUAUAUGGAAGAAAUUUUUACGCAACUUAAAGGAAAGCCAUUUAAAAAGUUUUUAGAGAGCGAAAAAUUUACUAGAUUCUGUCAGUAAAAUUUGGAGCUUAACAUACAAUUGUCAAUGAACGAUUUCAGUGUGCAUCGGAUUAUAGGACGAGGAGGCUUUGGAGAAGUUUACGGAUGCCGAAAAGCAGACACCGGAAAAAUGUACGCCAUGAAAUGUUUAGACAAAAAAAGGAUUAAAAUGAAACAAGGUGAAAUGUUAGUUAAUGAGCGCAACAUGUUACAAGCCGUAAGCACGGGAAUUGACUGUCCUUCAUAGUUUGCAUGACCCUACGCUUUUCAUACACCAGAUAAACUUUGCUUUAUAUUGGACUUAAUGAUCGGUGGUGAUUUGCAUUACCACUUAUCUCAACAUGGGGUUUUCAAUGAGGACGAAAUGAAAUUCUAUGCUGCUGAAGUUAUUUUAGGUCUGGAACAUAUGCACAAACGCUUCAUUGUUUAUCGUGAUUUAAAACCAGCUAACAUAUUGCUUGAUGAAAACGGACACAUAAGAAUUUCUGAUUUGGGAUUGGCAUGUGACUUUUAAAAAAAACCACAUGCUUCAGUGGGAACUCACGGUUAUAUGGCACCAGAAGUAUUAUCAAAAGGAACUUCUUACGAUUCUUGUGCUGAUUGGUUUAGCUUCGGAUGUAUGUUAUAUAAACUUUUAAAAGGUCAUUCUCCAUUUCGCCAACAUAAAACUAAGGAUAAGCACGAAAUUGAUAAAAUGACUUUAACUAUGAAUGUCGAACUUCCAGAAACAUUUUCUAUGGAACUUCGAAACUUAUUGGAAAUGCUACUUCAAAGGGACGUACCCAAACGACUUGGAUGCAUGGGGAAUGGUGCUGACGAAGUCAAAAUGAACAAUUUUUUUUGUGGUAUAGACUGGCAUCAAGUAUACAAACAAAAAUAUACGCCACCAUUAGUUCCUCCAAGAGGAGAAGUAAAUGCCGCCGAUGCCUUUGAUAUUGGUUCAUUUGACGAAGAAGACACAAAAGGUAUAAAGUUAAACGACGACCAAGAUCUUUACAAGAUGUUUUCUUUGACUAUAUCAGAAAGAUGGCAGCAAGAAGUAGCUGAAACUGUUUUUGAUACGGUCAAUGCAGAGACCGAUAAAAUUGAACUAAAAAGAAAAUCAAAGCAAAAACAACACUUUGAUAUGGACGAAAAGGAAUCAGAUUGUAUAUUACAUGGAUAUAUUAAAAAGCUUGGUGGCUCGUUUGCUUCGAUAUGGCAAACGAAAUAUGCAAAGCUAUAUCCAAACAGGUUGGAAUUACACUCAGGUGGAAAUAAUAAACCAGAGUUAAUAUUUAUGGACCAAGUAGAAGAUAUUUCAUCAGAUUACAUUCUUCAUAAAAAUGAAAAUUGCAUUCAGAUUCGCAUUAAUGACGGCAGCCGAGACGGGCGCAUCAUUUUAACUAAUUCGGAUGAAAUAGGUUUAAAGGAGUGGGCUUCUUCCCUUAGAUCAGCACAUAAUUCUCAAGACCUUUUAGGAUCCAUGGCUAAAAAGGCUGGAAAAAUUUAUGGAAGUGAACGAGAUGCCACCAAAUCUUUGCUUAUACUUGGAGGAAAUGGUUCAACGAAAUCUUCUAAUGGAUCUAACUAAAUAUUCAUGUUAAAUAAAAAAUUUCAUUUCAAAUAUUCAUUGUAAAAGAAAAAAAAAUUUAAAUAAAUGUGAAGAAAUUCGUAUAUAUUCAGCCUGUUUCAGGUUGAACAAAGUA
Molecule: messenger RNA, 2347 nt
Organism: Drosophila ananassae
Lineage: Eukaryota; Metazoa; Arthropoda; Insecta; Diptera; Drosophilidae
Gene: Gprk1
Product: G protein-coupled receptor kinase 1
Biological process (GO): G protein-coupled receptor signaling pathway; protein phosphorylation; regulation of signal transduction
Molecular function (GO): G protein-coupled receptor binding; ATP binding; G protein-coupled receptor kinase activity
Source: RefSeq, a predicted model, not a curated record